This is a messenger RNA of Vitis riparia (riverbank grape), 1483 nucleotides long. RefSeq names its product UV-B-induced protein At3g17800, chloroplastic-like. The transcript has 3 exons. Lineage: Eukaryota; Viridiplantae; Streptophyta; Magnoliopsida; Vitales; Vitaceae. The coding region runs from base 82 to 1317 and encodes 411 amino acids. The record is from RefSeq and is a predicted model, not a curated record.
ACCCAAUCCAUCACUCCUUCCCGGGAUUUGUUUCAUGUUUGGGUCUAGGGUUUAUGAUUUUCUUUUCCGGCUUUGAACAACAUGGAAGCAGCCAUUGCCACUGUUAUUCCAUCUUCCUUAGGAUUCUCCAGAGCUACCAAUUUCCGUUCUAGAUCGACUGUUUUCAAUGUCAAUGGAUACCUUAAUUUGAAGUCUCACUCAAGGCCUGGACAUAGGAAAAUGGCUUCUGGAUGGAAGGAGCAGACAAUGGUUAGGGCAUCAGCAACUGUCGACAACGACUCAUAUGAGUCCGCAGCUCCAAUCGCCCCACUUCGCCUGGAAUCUCCAAUUGGUCGGUUUUUGACUGAGAUCUUGAUAAGCCACCCACAUCUCGUGCCUGCUGCAGUUGAACGGCAGCUUGAACAGUUUCAAACAGACCGUGAUGCUGAGGGACACAAGCAAGAGUCUUCAGCUUCUGGCAUUGAGUUAUUAUUAUACAGGAGGAUUGCAAAAGUUAAGGCUAAUGAAAGGAAAAAAGCUCUUGAAGAAAUCUUGUAUGUAUUGGUUGUGCAGAAAUUUGUGGAUGCCAAUGUUCCUUUGAUACCCAGAAUGAGCCCCUCUUCCCUGGGCUCAUCUGGCCGAGUAGACAAUUGGCCAAGCCUGGAUAGGGACCUUGGGGAGCUUCACUCUCCUGAAGCCACUGAGAUGAUCCAGAACCACCUAGCUUUCAUUUUGGGAAACCGCUUUGGUGAUUCAACCUCAGUGGCUAAGAUGAGCAAACUCAGGGUUGGGCAGGUGUAUGCCGCGUCUGUGAUGUAUGGUUACUUCCUUAAGAGGGUAGAUGAGAGGUUUCAGCUUGAGAAGACAAUGAAAAUCCUUCCAUAUGCCUUGGAUGGAGACAAGGGUUAUGUUGAGGAAGCUAUGGGGAUGUCGCCCUUUGGUAGUGAUGACUCUGUCCAAAGUCUAGAAUCCCAGCCUGAGGUCUCAUGUUGGGCUGGUGGCUUGACCAUCGGUUCUUUUGGUCAUUGGAAAAAACCGUCCUCACUUGGAAGCUAUGUGAAGUCGAUUGAUGCAGAAACACUAAUGAGGUAUACAACUAUAAGAUCCAUGGAGGCUGUAAGCAUCAUUCAGAAGCACACCCAGGCAUUGUUUGGAAGACGUGACGUUGCUAUAAUUCCCAAUAUUCCUAUGUGGACCUUGGAUUCUUCCGAGGAUGAACUCAUCAAGAUGAGCUUUGGUGGUUUGAAGAGACUUGUUUUGGAGGCUCUGACUUUUGGUUCUUUUCUCUGGGAUGUUGAGAGCUUUGUGGAUUCUAGGUUACAUUUUAUUGUAAACUAACUUCUGUUUGCUUGAGUCCAUGCCAGAAAUAAUCUUGGUAAAGAUGUCAUUAACUGACCAGCAAAUUGAUCUGUAUAUAUUUACGCAAUUUUAAUUUGUUAAGGAUCUUAAACAGUUGAAUUUGUGAUUUUGGUAUCCACUAUCCUAGAGUCGAAAGUGAAAUUCA